CGACGUGCGAGCAGCUGCGAGCAGCGAACAGUCGGCCGCUCUGCCGCCGGUGCUUGUCUCUCCCGUAAUAGAAUAUUGUAUACUCGAGGGUGUGCGCGCGCCCCCUUUCUCUCAUGUGUGUUUUCCGUUGCUCAUGAGAGAGGCAUAUCGCAGAGACUGGAGAACAAGUCGCCUCGUCAGUGAUUGACUCGAACUACUCCUAUCCUUCUUUAUCUCUUCUUUGCCCUCGCUACACUGUGUAUGGUAUAUGUAGAACUGCACGCACUGCAUGUGGACGAGCGGGAGAUUGUUUCGAGGAUCGAGAGUGAACGAAAGAGGGGUGUAAACAAACGCAGUUCGAUAAAUAAAAUGCCAAAGUCUGUUUAGCAAACGCCGAAACGACCUAUGUACGUGAAUAUAGUAAUAACGCGCGACACGUGGGGCAUUAUUUCACUGUUCUCUGUGUAGGGAGUAAUGUUAGAUGGAUGACGGAGUAAGCGUAACAACGUGUACUUAGAUUCCUGUAUCAAUCGUUAGCCGUCGAAGAUUUUCGCCUACGCAACGCUAAGACCACAUUGACAUUCCGUAAGCUGAGUGAUACAUAAACAAUUAUCCGUUCAAACAAAGUGAGACUCGCGCGAGCAUCGCUCCUCGUCAACUGUAUUGUAGAAUUUCAAAAAGCGCGUAAAAAUAACCAGCGCAAGAUGUCCGGAGUACUGCAGCAAACGUCCCCGAGUCCGUCGAGGUCGAUCAAGAAGUAGAGGGAAGAAACUGCUGAAGAAGUAAGCAAGAGUGCGCGCAGCGCGUUAAUUCUCGCCAGCAGGAGAACCGGCAGAAGUCAGUCUCGCAAACUCCCGCAAAAAGUCUGGCGGAGCAAAGAGCAUGGAAUAGAAGCUAUCAGCGUCACUGGGAGUUUACACACAGCGCGCGAAAGCCGAGCCAGAGUCAUCAGCGGCGCGAGGAGUGGCUGUAAGGAGAGUCGCGGCAAAAAGUAGCGAUGAAGAAGUUCUAAAAUGAGGCGGAGGCUGCAGCAGCGGGUGAGCUCCUCGUCGACGCACCAGCGAUGGGAUCGAGCAGCCGAGCAGCGACGAUUUCGCGGUCGUCGGACCGAGCCGGAGGCGCCGCCGCGCUCGCGUGAAUCGAGAUAAGAGCUCGUGGAAGAGCGAGAGAGAAAGCUGGUGCGUGUCGUCGCGCCCGCCUCUCGACGCAUCCUCAUGCAUCAUCGAUCGAGUAAUAGUGCAGGCGAGCUGGUGCUAAAUUAGUGGGACGCUUCUAUUAGGAGAAAGAGAGGACGACCCCAACAGCGGCAGCAGCAUCAAUAGAAGGCCUCUGUGCUUUCGUCUCGCACCAUUUCGCUACGUAGAUCGAUAAGACCCGUGGAUGGCAUUAGACACGCUUCUCGUCGAGAAGACAGUAAUCCGUUGGAUUCGCACUGCGUCUCGAGUAUCUCGACGCUUCCGUCAGGCCGCUAGAAACGGAAGCGGGGAAAAAAGGUGGGAUAUCGAGAGACGACUGCGUCUGUGAAGCAGAAAAGGAAGCCACAGCAGCAGCGAAACGAGUGAAAAAAGAAGACGAGAGGAAGGAAAAGGCGCGCGGCGAGGAUGGCGGCGUUGAAAGGCAAUGCGAAGCGAGCUAUCGAUCGAGUCGUUUAAUAAAGAUCCGUCCCUCGGUGAUUCAAAUUUCCCGCCAGUGACGUCCAAGUCGAAGAGAUGGAGAGCCGUCCGAGCGACGCGACGAUACCGAGGCUCCUGCUCGAGAGCAUCGGCGAUCGACCUCCCGACGAAUUCAACCGCAAUACCAGCAACAUCAUCGCCAACAGCUUCCACGCAACUCGCGACGACAGCAACAGCAGCAGUCUCGAUCUGGAUUUCGGCUGGCUCAACGACGCAAACAACAACAACUCGCUGCCGGGCAAUGGCGCGGCUCUGGCGGGGUCCAACGACUCGGCGGACGGCAACUUCACCAACAUCUCCGACCUCAUCUUCGACGACCUCAACGACUACAUCAACAAGCUGAACUACAGCGCCCUCGCAAAUCUCAGCACCUACUACGAUCCCGAGCUGGACUUGUUCAACUCGAGCCUGGCCAACGUCAGCUGCGCUCUCGGCAAUGACAGUUUCGGCAACUACAGUGGUGAGUGCAGUGCUACGAUCGAGAAAGUCGAAGACGCGAAGAACUGGUGGGCCCUGAUACUCGUGAUCGUGCCGUUCCUCACGAUCUUCGGUAACGUGCUCGUGAUACUGGCUGUGCAGAGGGAACGGACUUUGCAGACAGUCACUAAUUACUUCAUCGUCAGUCUCGCCGUCGCUGAUCUUCUCGUCGCCAUGGUCGUCAUGCCCUUCGCCGUUUACGUUCUGGUUUACGGGACUUGGACCUUGCCCGGAGUUGUGUGCGACUUUUACAUAGCAAUGGACGUGAUGUGCAGCACCAGUUCGAUUUUCAAUCUGGUGGCGAUUUCCGUAGAUAGAUAUUUCGCGGUGACCCGGCCGAUAGAGUACUCGAAGCACAGGAACAACAGGAGAGUCUGGCUGACGAUACUGCUGGUGUGGGCGGUAUCGGCAGCGAUCGGCAGCCCGAUCGUUCUCGGCCUGAACAACACUCCCGAUCGUUUGCCCGACCUCUGUCUCUUUUAUCACACCGACUUCAUCAUCUACUCGAGCCUAAGCAGUUUUUAUAUACCUUGCAUCACAAUGGUCUAUCUCUAUUACAGGAUAUUCAACACGCUUCGCAACAGGGAGAAGAAGAAACGCGCUAAUCGCAAGUCGAACAUGGGCGACGCCAAGUCCGGCUGUAUAAUAGAGAACAUAGCUAAUACGAGGAGUGGAUAUUCUGUGGCAAGGUUCGCCGAGACGGCGCUGGGCGCUGCGGCCCUCGUCGCGCCGGGCAUCGAGGAGCCAACGAACACGGCGUCGGGCAGCAACGAGGACGAGGACGAGACGCCCCUCGACCCCGUCGUCGUCAUCUCCAACGACAAGAGCACCGAGUUCAUUCUGGCGACCGUCGUCGAGGAGGCUGCAUGUCGGUUCGGCGCAGUGGCCCAGGCGCAGCUGAGCACGGGCAGCAUCAUCCGCAAGGACUCGGGCUACGACCCGGGCGCGAGCAGUACGAUGCUGAGCGACGCGGUCGAGGUGACGGUGGAGAACUCCAGUCCGAGUCCACAGCCGAAGGCGGCCUCGGGACCGUCCUCCUCGACGUCCUCCUCGCCGCCGCGGGCUUCCUCGGCUCUCUCCUCGCAGCCGAAGAAGAACGGCAGCGCUCCCAGCAGGCAAGAGCUCAAGCAGAUCAGGAACAUCGGCUCCUUGCUCUCUCUUCAGUUGGGCAGGUACAACCCAGCGAGCGUGCCGGCAGCGAGUGGCGCGACGUGUGUGAGCACCGUGAGUACCGUCAGCGUGGGCGGCGGCAGUAAGAAGGAGCGGAAGAACGAGCCGUCAGCGUCGACCGGCUCGCGCUUCAACCUGCGCAAGGCUAACAAGACCAGCAAGAAGAAGGGAGACAAAAUCUCGGCGAAGAAGGAGCGCAAAGCCACCAAGACCCUCGCCAUUGUUCUUGGUGUGUUCCUCGUCUGCUGGGUGCCGUUCUUCACCUGCAACACCAUGGAUGCCUUAUGCUCCAAGAUGAAAAGUGACUGUCAGCCGGGCGUCACGGCGUUCAUCGCGACAUCCUGGCUCGGCUAUAUGAACAGCUUCGUCAACCCCGUUAUCUACACCCUCUUCAAUAUGGAAUUCCGUAAGGCCUUCCGCAAGCUCAUCAGCCCAUAAAAGUUGUCUAAAUGACCGUCGACACACAGCUGCCGCGUUCGAUCAGUACCUACAAUAAAUUAUCGCCCUCGAUAAUGACAGUGCGAUGAUAGUUGUGAAAGCGCCGCACUAUAAUGCUGCUAAGCGGUACUCGAUAUUCUCAACACCAACGAACAUGUGCCACUUCCUCGUUUUCAGUUCUGCGUGUGUGUGUGUGUGUAUGCAAGACGUACGCAAAUUUUGUUUAAACUUGAUUGAAUAAUUUUUCAUUCGUGCUCACUAUUACUGUGUACAUUAAUCGAGCUUAUCGUAGAUUGAAAUCAAUGCUCGUUUUUCUUUGAAAAUCAAAGCCGUCCGAAAGGUAAGACGAAUUUAUUUUUUCGGGUUCUAAUUCAACCACACUGAUGUUGCAAGAAGAUCGGCAAUGCAAUGGCUAUCGCAGUCUUGAUAUCGUCGUCGCACGAUGUUUCAAUGAGAUUUUAUUUUAAAGAAAUUAUAUGCGGAUUAAAUAAGGCAAAAUUAUAAAAUCACAUUUGUUUUAAACGUUUAACACGGCAGAAAAAUGCUUCAAACCGUCACAGUAUUAUUAGAUAAUUAAGAUGUUGGAUAAUAUAUUUAUUCUAGAACGAAAUAAUUUAAUUCAACUAUACAUUCGUUUUAAUACGCGGCAGGCGUUACAGCUAUUAUUAUAAUCAUUGUUUUACUAAGAUACCAUCUGUUAAGAUAUUUCUAGAUUUUAUAAUAAAUAAGUCUGACUAUAAUAAUAUUUCAUUCAAGCUUAUAGAGUAAAAACAUCACGGUAGCUCGAUUUCUUCCAGAAAUAUGAGUUAUCGAUACUUAUUGAUUGAUAUAUUAAGUUUUUAUAGAAACGUUACCAUCAGCAGAGGUAAUAAUUUGUUGAAUUGUUUGUUCUCUUCCGCUAAGUAUUUUUACUUUCAUCAAGAUAUACCUACUCAAAAUUUUUUUAAUUUCGCAAUAAAUAUAUAUAACUGACUCAUAUCCAUGCGUACUAAAGAAAGUAUCUGGCAUACGGUUCUUGUAGACAUUCUGUCUCCUACUAACGAAUUUGCUUUGUAUGUUUAUUUUGAUAAAAAUGUUGAACUAUUCGAAUUUUAUAUGAUAUGUUAUGCGUUUGUAUAUUUGGAGUAUAUAUUUUGCUGAUUUAAUACUUCUUCGUUCUCUUCUAAUAUUAUUUUUUGGUAUCUAAUUUUAUUUAGUUUCGCGUCUAAAAUAAUAAAAGAAAAAUAAAUUUGUCCAAGUAUAUCAUAAUUAAGUUAUUAUUUUUCAUUUUUUAUUUUGAUAGAUAGAUUCAAAACAUUUUUUUUUUCCAAAACUAUGUAUAAUUUAAGUGAACAAACAUUUUAGUGGCAAACUUAAUUCAUCCAUCUUCUAUAAUUCCGCUAAGUUGAAAUAGAAAAUGGUCAAGUUGUGUAAAGCGAUUGAAGGCAUAUAUUCUUGAUUAAACACUCGUGUAAAGAGUUUGAUUAGUUCUUUUUUCUUAAUAAAAUAAUUUGUGUACUCGUGUGGUUUACUACGCGACUUCUCCCAUUACCGAAUUUCAAGACAUAUCAGAGCAAUUUUUUGACAUUUAAAGACAUAACAAUGAAACAAAUUUCCGAGAUAAAUAUUUGAAGUCAACUGUGAAUUCAAUCAAUUAUAAGGAAUUCCAAAAAAAAAAAGAUUGGAAUGAAAUGAACUUGUACAGUGUGAAAAGACUACAUAAGCAAAUAAAUAGCCGUUUCUUAUUACAGCUGCAUUGUACAUUUACAGAUGUAUAUAACGAAGGAGUUGAAUGAAUUUAGAAGAAUAAGUUUUAAAUUAAAAAAAAAAUAGAAAAACCAGAUAAACACUUUUACUAUAUGUUCGCAAAUAUUGUGAGCGGCUAGAAUCUUUGAAAGUGUACAGAGUAGCUCGAUUUCAAGCUCGAGACCAUGGGUCAUUUUCUUUCGAUUUACUUUAAACAAAUAACAGUAUGGGUUUUAAAAAAUGUAUAAACAUAAAAAGAUAUAAUAAUAAAGUCAUCACCUUAUUCUUCAAAUAAGAUUAAACUGCACCCUGGAGAGGAAAUAAGAAAAUUUCCAAAGUUCAUAAAUUGUUUUCAAUCUUGCAAGCGUGUAAUAUUAGUAACGAUCUUAUCUACUUGACUUUAAAAAGUAGCUUAUACUCUGUGCCUUUUCAAGAUUAACUAUCGUAUAUUUUCGAUGAAAUGAAGUAACCACAAAACUGAUUUUUAAGUCAACAAAUAAGUAAUGCAGAUUAAACUAUUAAAGUUUGCCAAUUUCAAUCGAAUAGCAUAGCCGCAUAUCGAAACUCAUCUUGCUUUUGGUGUCCUCUAUCAUUAGUUUCGAAACAGUAUAGAAAUUGCUUUUUUCCCAUACAAUAGCGAGGAAAUGGCCAAAUUUGUUGCGAAUACAAUUGUAUGUAAAAAUAGUAAUAAAUACACGAAAAAAAUAAAAAAGUUACUCCCAUUUUUUAUUAUAUUUUAAUUGAUUAUAAAUUGUAUAAAAUUUCUAAAACUUUAAAUAAUAAACAAAGUUCUAUCGAGUUUUUAUAGAAUUAAAUUUGAUUUACCAUUUUGAUAACAAGUUUUAAUGUAUAAAUUAAAACAAAUAUGAACAACAAAGCUAUAUUUGAUUCAUUAUUUUUACUGGAAUUGCUUUAAAUUAAGCUAAUAAAAUUUAAUUGGGAGUGGCUUUGAUAAUAGCCAAAGAAAAGAAAAAGGUUUUUAAACCUGUGAAAAACACGUUGGUUGUAAUGUAUACAUAUAGAAUAAAAUCGACAAUGUUCAUAGAUAAGAAAAAACGUCUUCUGUAUAUUAUUUCGAUAAUUUUGAAAGUUAGAAAAUAAGUGAGCGCAAGAGAAUUUUACUACUUCACCUUGUAAGAAUCGCUGUAUUUUUCUAACCCGAUACGUUCAUUUCUUGUAAAUAACUUUAAGCGGCGUAAAAUUGACUCUUUAAAUUUACUGCGAUGCGUGAAUAUGUAAAAAAAAAAUUAGUUCUACAUGUACAAAAUGAAUGUAUGAGAAACAAAUAGCAUAGUUUACGGAGAACCUGAUACGUGUAAAUACAUUCUAUGAAUAGAAUGUGUGAGAGUAUGUGAAAUAUUGACAUUUAUAGGUAGUGCAUAGACAAAUUUCUGGUGACUCGUCACUGAGCCCAGAGUCAAUCAGAAAUUUGUGGGCGUAUUAAAGAUUUGACCACUUCAUUUCCUUUUAAUCUAUAGAGGAGGUGCAGUUGUCAAGGUUAUGAAAUUUCUGUAAAAAUUGUUUGAACUGUUGUAUAAAAAGAAAAUAUUAAAAAUGUUAUUUAUAAUAUAGAUUAGUGUAAUUUAACGAAACGUUGAUUAUAUGAUAUUUUUAGAAAUUUAUUGGUUAUGUAAAUUGUAUUAACUAUAAAAAAUUUAAUUGAUAAAGAAAAAUCGUAUAUUAAUUGUUGAUAUUCUAUAGAAUUUUUAAUAGUUUCUUUUUAUGCAAUCGAAUAAGUGCGCAGCAAAUUAUUACAGUAUGCAAAUGAGAAAAAGUAAUAAUGAAAAAAAAGCUUGCGUUUAAUUGCAAUGGCGAAGCGUAUGUACUUUGUUUUCAAUGGAUUUUCUUAUUCAUUGUCGUACUAAUGGUCUAUACAGGGCAUAGGUCUUAAGUCGCGUCUUUUUUUUUCGUUUCGCGAGAAAAUAUAAAGUAUAAAAAUAAAUAAAAUAAAAUGACAAAACGUGCAGUGUAAAAAAACGUUUUGCGAGAAAUAUAUGGACGGAGCCAAGAAAAAUACUGUAAUCGUAGUAAGAGAACAACGUCGUUCUAUGAAAGACAAACAAACUUGUAAAAUCAUGCAAACAGUGAACAGUAGGAUAUUCACGCGUAACACACACACACACACACACACACACACACACACGCACACACUCUUUCACACGUUAACACAAACACAGUACGAAAUACAAACCACACCAAAACAAAAGAUUGUUACAACUAAUAAAUUAUAGAAUAAGUUAA
Messenger RNA from Nasonia vitripennis (jewel wasp), 7703 nucleotides. It is a transcript of the gene Dop2R, whose product is annotated as dopamine D2-like receptor. Lineage: Eukaryota; Metazoa; Arthropoda; Insecta; Hymenoptera; Pteromalidae. The transcript has 9 exons. Gene Ontology annotation, cellular component: membrane. Gene Ontology annotation, molecular function: G protein-coupled receptor activity; dopamine neurotransmitter receptor activity, coupled via Gi/Go. Gene Ontology annotation, biological process: adenylate cyclase-activating adrenergic receptor signaling pathway. The coding region runs from base 1689 to 3737 and encodes 682 amino acids. The record is from RefSeq and is a predicted model, not a curated record.